Culex pipiens pallens (northern house mosquito) is the source of this 1038-nucleotide messenger RNA. RefSeq lists its product as uncharacterized. Gene Ontology annotation, biological process: cell adhesion; tissue regeneration. Lineage: Eukaryota; Metazoa; Arthropoda; Insecta; Diptera; Culicidae. The transcript is spliced from 2 exons. Gene Ontology annotation, cellular component: membrane. Bases 196 to 1038 code for a protein of 280 amino acids. The record is from RefSeq and is a predicted model, not a curated record.
ACAUCAAUUUUAAAUCAUUUAUUUCCCAUACAAUCAACCCAAUAACUUUAAAACAUUGAACGUAAAGAAGCACCCCUGCCUUCUCCAUUUAGUCAGACAAACUUGACCAAUUCUCACCUACUUCUUGGCACCACACUUGAAUGAACACCGACCUCCCGCCACCAGCAAGAACGCUUUUCCUAGGCUCGAUGCGCUAUGCCGUUCAUGGCGGGUGUUCAGAACAUUGCUGACCGCCAAACUCGCCAACGGACAUCGCGCGCGCGUGUGCUACCCGAAGAAACCCUCAAUUUUAUUGCCUAUAAUAACUUGAUUGCACCGUGCGGAGCUGCUCAGUCGAAUCGCGAUCGACGCGCAAUGGACGCAGGAUUGACCGCGGCAGAUUGUCCGGGGAACGCACCGAGGAGACAACACUACGAGAAGAACUCCAAGAACCAGCAACGAGCCGAGCAGGACAUCAACAACAACAACUCCAACAUCUACAACAAUGGGGCUGUGCAUAUCUUCACCGGGAAUGAGAAGCAACGGCGGCCAGCAGCGGCGAUGGCCGGACAGGUGGUCUAUGACCGGAACGUGGACCGAGUGCGGCCACAGCUGGACAACGAGUGGAGCAACUACGAGAACACUCCGAACCGAGCGGCACAGGAAACGUUUUACCGGAAUCGGAGCAGCAUCGAGAGUGCCGAGAGUCGACGAUCGUCGGCCAGGGAUGGCGACGAUGAUGAGGGACCGAUCAGCACCGAGACGUACCGAACUGUGGUGGAGAAUGCGAUGAACGUGGCCUUCCUGGCGGCCAACACGAACCAGCUGCGGCUGCUGACCGAAACCCAGCAGGAAGCACCGUCCUACCAGGCCUGCCUCGGGAUGGUCAUCACGUCGCUGGUGCUGCAGGUGCUGGUCGGGAUUUCUAUGGUCACGAUAUCGAUCAAGAACGAUCAGCGGUGGCGCAAACUGAAAACGAUCGCCUCCGUCGGGGUGGCCGUUAUUGCGAUCAUCAACCUCAUUGUGCUUUCGUUGUUGAAUGCGGUUAUGUUACAAUAA